Molecule: messenger RNA, 1947 nt
Organism: Lachancea mirantina
Lineage: Eukaryota; Fungi; Ascomycota; Saccharomycetes; Saccharomycetales; Saccharomycetaceae
Source: the annotation of a GenBank genome assembly
AUGGUAAUUGGGUUGAUUUUGAUAUCGGCAACAGUGUCGCUGCUAAUCCAAAAUUCAUGCGGGCAACAUUUGAAAUUGGAAUUUGACAAAUUAAGAGGUUCCAGUUUCGAGAAUUCUUUCUCUACUUUCAAACCGGUUUUGUCUAAAAGGUAUAAUCAAGACACUGGAACUUUAGAAUCACCUUUGCUGCAGCAAUACCAAUUUUACUCCUUGAAUUUAGAAAUUGGCACUCCGAGACAAUCAGUGGUGGUACUUUUGGACACGGGGUCUUCUGAUUUAUGGGUCUCGUUGCCUUCAAACCCGUACUGUAUGGAUCACACCGGCGAUCGCGCAGGCCAUCGAAAGCGCGAGUACACUUAUGCUCCUCAACCGACUUAUAGUGCAGCGCCUGUUACCACAAUAAGUGGGAUAGCAGUUGAACCCACUAUGGACUGCUCUCAAUUUGGAGUUUUUGAUGCUGGGAGAUCGACAAGCUUCCACGGCAAUGUGUCCGAGCCUUAUUAUAUACAAUAUUCGGAUUUUUCGUACGCAUAUGGUUACUGGGCAACUGAUGAUCUUACACUAGGAGGAACCGCUAUAAGCGAUCAACAAUUCGCCGUGGCGACGAGAUCUAACACCUCCGUGGGCGUUUUGGGGAUUGGACUUCGAAAAUUGGAGGCUGUGACAGGAUACACGAAUGCAAGCAACGAGAAUUAUGACAAUUUCCCUCUUACACUGAAAAAAAAUGGCAUUAUUGCAAGGACAAUUUAUUCUCUGUUCCUUAAUUCUCCGGACGCCAAUUACGGUACGAUUCUUUUCGGUGGUGUUGAUGCUUCAAGAUAUACGGGACAGCUUUACACUCUUCCAUUGGUUAACGUUUUCACUUCUUAUGGCAUUUCUCAACCUGCUGAAUUCGACAUAACUGUUCAAGGUCUCGGAAUGCGAUCAGCUUCGAAUUGCCGUCAGGCAACUCUCAGCACGGUCAAAUUUCCAGCUUUGCUGGACUCUGGAACUACUCUAAUGUAUAUUGACGAGGCGAUCGCCGAACGCAUUGCUGAUUUCCUUAAUGCAACAUGGUCAGACGAUUGGGGGUUCUAUACGUUCGAUUGCAAUUCAAGCUACAAUGACACGGAGAUUGUGUUCGAAUUUGGAGGCUUCCAUAUAAGGACUCCUGUGAAUAAUUAUGUGCUCGAAACUGAUGACGAUGAAACCUGUGCAUUAGGAAUUGUACCGAGCGACCAACACGCGGUAUUUGGAGACGUCUUCUUGACCUCUGCCUAUGUUGUGUACGACUUGGACAAUCUGGAGAUUUCGCUUGCGCAGGCUAACUGGGGUACUACUUCAGAUGAUAUCUCUGAGGUGAUAGGAGCGAUCCCAGGUGCGAAGAAGGCACCUGGUUACAGCAACAGCUGGACAGCUUCGGCUGCGAAACUUGAUAUUGUUACGAGUGACAUUUUUGAGGGUUUCUCUAUAAGCUGCAAACCCACGCUCAAUAGUCACACCACAAGUACUUCUCCAUCAUCGCUGACAUCGAAUCUCAUUAAUUCUAGUGUACUGGCCAACAACACUGUUGACAUAAAACCGAAUGGCAGUACUAGAUCAUACCAAAUAACGCAACUGUCGUCGACGCAUAAUGCCAUAACCAGUUCUACAUCUAACAUGGACGAAAACGGCUCAUGGCAGUUCGUCUAUUCUACGCUUAUUCUCAUUGAUCAUGUUACCGUGACCAACUCGUCGUGUUGCGCAACACCGAGUGUGAGUGCGCUCACAGAGAAGCAAAAUGAUGAUGAAGAACGCAAAGCUUCGCGUUUUGUUUCCGUUUCCACCAGCACAAUGUCAUCAAAAGGAACAGUCAAAGCAGAGCAAACUGAGCUGUUUUCCCAGAAUUCCGCCAUGAGCUUCAAGACCUUUCACUUACCGUUCUAUCUCGCAUGUAUUGUCCCCCUAAUGAGCCUUCUGACUCUCUAG